This is a messenger RNA of Trichophyton rubrum CBS 118892, 1971 nucleotides long. RefSeq names its product glutamine-tRNA ligase. Gene Ontology annotation, cellular component: cytoplasm; cytosol. The coding region runs from base 1 to 1971 and encodes 656 amino acids. Gene Ontology annotation, biological process: glutaminyl-tRNA aminoacylation; translation. The transcript has 5 exons. Lineage: Eukaryota; Fungi; Ascomycota; Eurotiomycetes; Onygenales; Arthrodermataceae. The record is from RefSeq and is a predicted model, not a curated record. Gene Ontology annotation, molecular function: ATP binding; glutamine-tRNA ligase activity.
AUGGAGACGCCAACGGACCUGCCAGCUCGUCCUAAGCCGGCGGAAGACAGCCAGCCCGCCGAAGAUCAGAAACCUGCCGCAGAACAGAAGCCACCAAAAGAAAAAAAGCCCAAGGAGAAGAAUCCAAAAGAGAAGAAGCCAAAACCUGAAAAAGCUGAAUCUAAACGUGCUGCUCCAGCUUCCAAUGACCCGGAUGCGAUGUUUAAGGUCGGAUUCCUUGCCGACGUGUACAAGGAACGGCCCCUCGAGAGUACCGUCAACAAACAGGUUGUAACGCGAUUCCCCCCCGAGCCAAAUGGCUAUCUCCAUAUCGGCCACAGCAAGGCCAUGACUGUCAACUUCGAAUUUGCCAGAUACUACGGUGGAAUAUGCUACUUGCGUUUCGACGAUUCGAACCCGAAAGGCGAGGAGGAACGUUACGUCGAGAGCAUCAAAGACAUUGUCAGCUGGCUUGGUUUCACUCCAGUAAAGAUUACGCACACAAGUGAUUAUUUUGAUAAGUUGUACGAACUAGCGGAGAAGUUGAUCUUGAAGGAUAAGGCAUAUGUCUGUCAUUGUACAGACAGCGAGAUCAAGGCCCAGCGCGGUGCAGACGAGACCUCAGAUAAAAAGGGAAACGAAAGGUUUGCUUGUGCUCAUCGUGACCGUCCUACAUCAGAAUCUCUUGCAGAAUUUCGUGCAAUGCGUGAUGGGAAAUAUCGAGCUCGGGAGGCAGCGCUCCGUUUGAAGCAGGAUCUAGAGAACCCUAACCCUCAGAUGUGGGAUCUUUUCGCAUACCGAGUAGUCGAAACGGAUGACGGUAAUUUCGCAAAGCAUUUGCAGACUGGUGACAAGUGGAAGAUAUACCCAACAUAUGAAUACUGCCACUGUGUGUGCGAUAGUUUUGAAAACAUCACGCACUCACUGUGCACCACGGAGUUUGAACUGUCGCGUGAGUCCUACGAUUGGGUAGUAAAUGAGCUCGAUAUCUACAAGCCAAUGCAGAGAGAGUAUGGUCGCCUAAAUAUCAACGGCACUAUCAUGUCGAAGCGGAAGCUAGUUGAGCUCAUUGAAGGCAACGAGCCAAAAGGAUGCAACCGAGGAAAAUACGUCAAGGGAUGGGAUGAUCCUCGCCUUUUCACUCUCGUUGGUCUUCGCCGACGUGGAAUACCUCCCCAAGCUAUCUUAUCCUUUGUAAAAGAACUCGGUGUUACAAAGGCCAAAACGACAAUUGACGUUAAGCGCCUAGAGCAGUCUGUGCGAUCCUACCUAGAGUCAACGGUUCCUAGGCUUAUGCUUGUGUUGGAUCCCAUCCCUGUUGUUAUUGAAAACCUCCCGGAUGACUACGUGGAGAUGAUUGACCUGCCUUUCUCAAAAGACCCUAGCCAUGGGUCUCACACUGUACCAUUUACCAAGACCGUCUACAUUGACCGCAGCGACUUCAGAGAAGAAGCCUCUGACAACUUUUUCAGAUUGGCUCCCGGUGGGUCCGUUGGUCUGCUAAAGGUUCCCUUCCCUAUCACCGCUACAUCUUUCGAAAAGGAUCCAAACACGGGUCUAGUUACCUUGAUUCACGCGAAGUACGAUAAACCCGAAGGAGAUGAGAAGUUCAAGAAGCCUAAAGCAUAUAUCCAAUGGGUUGCUCUAUCUCCCGCUCACAACAGCCCUGUCAAUGUCGAAGUACAUAACUUCAACCCGCUUUUCAAAUCAGCGAACCCUGCCGGUCAUCCUGAUGGCUUCUUGGCCGAUAUAAACCCGGACUCUGAAGAGAUUCUCCCCAAUGCAAUCAUCGAGACCGGCUUCCAUGAAGUAAAGCAGAGGGCUCCCUGGCCAGCUAACAAGGGAGAGUCAACUACCGAUAGACCAUCACCUGCAUCAGUUCGGUUCCAGGGUAUGCGUGUAGCAUACUUCUGCGAGGACACAACAAGCACACCCGAGAAGAUUGUACUUAAUAGAAUAGUUACUCUAAAGGAAGAUGCCGGCAAAGCUUGA